AAUUCAGUAAACAGUAUCGAGAACUACGACUGUUCUUGUGACUUUGGGAGUAUAAACCGACUGUGAUCGUUAGCUGACCGAUCUUUCAAAAUCGUUCUUCGAAAGAAGGAAGAAGAAUUAAGCCAAAGAUGAGGAAACGAGAUUUGGCUAUUCUGAUGCUUGCCGCUUUCGCUAUCUUCUUCUCCCUUCAGCAUGAAGGAGAUUUCUCGUUUAGAGAGGCGUGGUUUCAUUUAUCCGAUGAAUAUCCGAUCAAAUACGAGGCUGAUCGUCUUCCUCCCCCGAUUGUGGCCGAUCUCAAUGGUGACGGAAAGAAAGAAGUCCUUGUUGCGACUCACGAUGCUAAAGUUCAGGUGUUGGAGCCCCCCGCGAGGCGUGUGGAUGAAGGGUUCAGUGAAGCACGGGUGCUUGUUGAGGUGACUCUGUUGCCUGACAAGAUUCGUGUUACAUCAGGUAGACGUGCAGUAGCUAUGGCAACGGGCGUUAUUGAUCGGUACUAUAAACAAGGCCAGCAACAAAAGCAGGUUCUGGUAGUUGUUACUUCGGGUUGGUCGGUGAUGUGCUUUGAUCACAAUUUGAAGAAGUUGUGGGAAACCAAUUUGCAGAAGGAUUUUCCACAUAAUGCUCACCAUAGGGAGAUUUCAAUCUCAGUUAGCAAUUAUACCCUGAAGCAUGGGGAUUCAGGGUUGGUGAUUGUCGGCGGUAGGAUGGAAGUGCAGCCACAUAUUUAUAUGGAUCCUUUUGAAGAAAUUGGGAUGGCAGAGAGGAAUGCUGAGCAGCAUAGAAGAAGUGCCACCGAAAAAGAGGCUUCUGAUGACUCUGGAACUGCAAAUUUACGCCAUUUUGCGUUUUAUGCAUUUGAUGGUCGAACUGGGACACUUCGAUGGGCUAGUAAUAAUGAGAAUGGCGAGGCACAAUCUUCAGAUGCAUCACAGUUAAUUCCACAGCAUAACUACAAGCUCGAUGCCCAUGCACUAAAUAGUCGUCGUCCUGGAGAGCUUGAAUGCAGGGAGUUCAGGGAAUCAAUCCUUGGAGUUAUGCCACAUAACUGGGAUAGGAGAGAAGAUACAGUGUUGAAGCUGGCACAUUUUAGGCGGCACAAAAGAAAAAUAGUGAAAAAAGUACCUGGAAAGACGUCAAACUAUCCCUUUCACAAAGCUGAAGAAAACCAUCCUCCAGGGAAGGAUGAGACGAAGAAAAUAUCGAACUUAAUUGGAAAAGCUGCAAAAUAUGUUGGGUCAGCUAAACCUAAGAAGCCAUUAACUUAUAUUCCAACUAUAACAAACUAUACCCAGCUGUGGUGGGUUCCUAAUGUUGUUGUGGCUCAUCAAAAGGAAGGGAUAGAAGCUGUUCACUUGGCAUCUGGUCGAACACUUUGCAAACUUCACCUUCAAGAAGGAGGUCUUCAUGCUGAUAUUAAUGGAGAUGGAGUCCUUGAUCAUGUUCAGGCUGUUGGUGGAAAUGGUGCUGAGCAAACUGUUGUUAGUGGAUCAAUGGAAGUGCUGAGACCCUGUUGGGCUGUUGCAACCUCUGGUGUACCCGUGCGAGAGCAGCUCUUUAAUGCCUCCAUAUGUCAUCAUUCCCCCUUUAACUUAUUUCAACACGGAGAGUUUUCCAGAAAUUUCGGUCGAACUACAGAUGUAUCUUCGUUGGAGGUAGCAACUCCCAUACUUAUUCCAAGGAGCGAUGGUCAUAGGCAUCGUAAGGGUAGUCAUGGUGAUGUUGUCUUCUUAACAAAUCGUGGUGAGGUAACUUCAUACUCCCCUGGUUUGCAUGGCCACGAUGCUGUUUGGCAGUGGCAGCUCUUGACAGAUGCUACAUGGUCAAACCUUCCUUCGCCAUCUGGGAUGAUGGAUUCUGGAAUGGUAGUCCCCACACUCAAAGCAUUCCCUUUGCGUGUGCAUGACAAUCAGCAAAUGAUACUUGCAGCAGGAGAUCAGGAGGCUGUGGUAAUAUCUCCUGGUGGAAGUAUAUUAACAUCAAUUGAGCUUCCUGCCCCACCCACCCAUGCCUUGAUCACAGAAGAUUUCUCGAAUGACGGGCUCAAUGACCUCAUUGUCAUGACUUCUAAUGGGGUAUAUGGCUUUGUCCAAACGAGGACGCCGGGGGCCCUCUUCUUCAGCACUCUGGUUGGUUGCCUUUUAAUUGUGAUGGGAGUCGUUUUUGUCAUGCAACACUUGAACUCCGUCAAGGGGAAACCGCGUGGUGGCCCUCGGUGAAAGAUUACUAGAUACAAAAGAUGUCAACACACUAGAUGCAAUACAGCAGUGGCAAGAAAACAUGUUUUUGUAUCUGUGAAGCUGCAUCAGAAUCAAGGCUUAUGCGACAUGACAGAAUGAGUUGACAACCAUCAUAUGAGUUUCCUGGAAUUAUCCUAUUUCUCUGGACCUGAGUUUAAAACUGAUGAAGUCAUUGCUGAGCAGAGACUUUGAAUGGAGAUGGAUGUAGUUUAAUAGAAAUUUUGAUGUAAAACUGAAAGAUGAUCAUUCAGCUUUGUUGCAUUCUUAGAAUCACAAAAGGGCCAUGUGCUCGAGCAUCUACAUCAAGUUUUUGGGCUUCAAGCAAUGUGAUUCGGAACAGGUUCUUGAUGGGUUCA
Messenger RNA from Tripterygium wilfordii, 2593 nucleotides. RefSeq lists its product as uncharacterized. The transcript has 13 exons. The record is from RefSeq and is a predicted model, not a curated record. NCBI's taxonomy places the organism in Eukaryota, Viridiplantae, Streptophyta, Magnoliopsida, Celastrales, Celastraceae. The coding region runs from base 129 to 2216 and encodes 695 amino acids.